Paramecium sonneborni is the source of this 1280-nucleotide messenger RNA. Lineage: Eukaryota; Ciliophora; Oligohymenophorea; Peniculida; Parameciidae. The record is from the annotation of a GenBank genome assembly.
AUGGGAAAAAAAACUGUGUUAAUUCUAACUUUUGUUAGUUAUGCUUAAAUGCAUGCAGCCAGAACUCUGUGGUCAUAUAUGCAAAAAUAUUUAACUAUUGAAAAUUACGACAAAAAUAAAAUGGGUUAAGCAUAUUUGACAUUCUUAUUAACCUAUGGUAUUGGUAUGAAUACUGUUGGCCCAAUGUGUUGUAAACGUAGUUUAAAACAUUCAAUUGGAAUUAGCUGUAUGGCAGUAGGUAUGUUAUUUGCAAUUCUUGGAAUAUUGUAGGAGUUUUAACUCUUAACAUUGUAAGAUAAAUUUUUUAAUAUUUAGUCCAUUAGUCAUAGUAUUGAUGGCUAUUAAUGGUUUAAUUUAAUCUGCUUGUUAUCCUGCUUGUGUAAAUGUAUUAGGAAAUUGGUUUAAAAAUCAUAAGGUAGGUUUAAUGAUGGGAUUAUGGUCAGGUUGUGUAAAUGCUGGCGAUAUUUAUGGAUUAAUAAUUGGUGAUGUUGUCAUUUAAAGAUUUGAAAAGCCUGUUUAUUGGGGUUUUUACUUUAUGUCAGGUUGUUUAAUUCUAGCAAGCAUCACUACCUUAUCUUACUUAUAGAGUGAACCUAGAAAUCAAAUUUAAGGAAUUAAUGAAUCAGAAUCUGCUCCAUUAAUAUUAAAACAGAAGAAUAAAAAUUUAAAUAUUUUAUCUGCUUGGUUAGUUCCAGGAGUUGCUAUUUAUGCAGUUGGUUAUGCUUGUCUAAAAGGAACUUUCUAUGGAUUUUUAGAUUGGCUUCCAUUUUAUUUUUAGUAAAAGGGAGAGAAACUUGAAAAUCAUUCUUCUUACAUUUCUUAAAUGUUUGAUGUUGGUUGUUAUGUUGGAGGCAUCUUUUUAGGUUAUUUAGGAGAUAAAUACAAAAGACGUGCUUGUUAUUUUGUACCAAGUUUAUUAUUGGCUAUGAGUUCUAUGUUAGUAAUAAGAUUUUGUUUGGAUUUAAUUGUCUGGCCUUAUUAUCUUUGUAUUUUGGCUAUAGGUAUCUUUUAAGGAGGUCCAUAUAAUAAUAUUUCAGGAGUCAUCUCUAUUGAAUUAACUAAAUAGUUUGAAAAUGAUAAGGCAGCUAUAUCAACAGUAUCAUCUUUAAUUGAAAGUACAGGAACUCUUACAGCUGCUAUGUUUUAGGUGAUUAUUCCAAGAAUUGGAGAUGAACAUUUAUUUAUAUUCUUAUGUCUCAUUACACUAUUAGCAGAAUUAGUUUGUUGUGUUCUCUUAUUUAGAGAACUUAAAACUAAGAAAAGAUCUAAAUGAUAUGAUG